GACUGCAGCUCCGCGAUGUACUACUUCUUCUUGCAGAACGAGUGGGUGAGCCCCCACAACGAGCGCCUCCGCUGGCUGUCGGGCUUCACCGGGGCCGGGGCGAGCGUGGCCGUGGUCACGCGCAGCACCGCGUCGCACGUCAAGGAGUUCGCUGUGCUCUGGACGGACGCCCGCUUCCUGCAGCUGGCCGACGAGCAGCUGGACUGCAGCUGGCAGCUGCGACAGCUGCGCUCGCCGCUCCAGGUGGCGGACUGGCUGGCGGAGCGGCUGUACGCCGGAGACAAGGUGGGCGCCGACCCCAGGGUGGUGCUGGUGCCGCAGUGGGAGCAGUGGUACAACCGGAUGUACAACGAGAACUCCAUCGAGCUGGUGGAGGUGAUGCCGGGCAUUGUGGACGAGGUCUGGACCCGUGGCCGUCCCGACAAGCCCGGCCUCGAGGCCUUCAUCCACAAGACGGGACAGCGAGGGCAGAUCUGGCAGAACCGCGUGCGCGCGGUGCAGAAGCAGAUGGAGCAGCGCCGCGUGGACGGCCUCGUCUUAACCGCCCUCGACGAGAUCGCGUGGCUGCUCAACAUCCGCGGGCGCGACCUGCCGUACGCGCCGCUGCUCGAGGCCUACCUGGUGGUCCCCGUCCACGAGUCGGUGGACGUGGUGGCUCUGUACGUGGACAAGCAGCCAUCCAGGAUCACGCCGGCCAUCGAGCAGCACCUCAAGGCAGCCAACUGCGUCCGAACCAGGAUCUGCGUGAGCAUCCGGCCGUACGAGCAGUUCUGGCGCGACCUGGAGCGGCCCACCAACAGGACCGCGAUGUGGAUCUCCAACCACCCGCGGCUGGGCGCAUCCAGGGCGGUGCAGCUGGCGGUGCGGCGCCGGCACGACGUGCACCAGGAGUGGUCGCCGGUGAUCGCCCUCAAGAGCAUCAAGAACGAGGCGGAGCGCGAGGCCAUGCACUCGGCGCACGCCCUGGACGGCGCUGCCAUGUGCGAGCUGCUGGCCUUCCUGGACGCCCAGCUCGCCGAGGACGAGACCUGGACGGAGACGCGCGUCGCCGAGAGGGUCGACUUCUUCCGCCAGCCCGAGAUGUCGUUCAGGAUGACGUCCUUCCCGACGCACGUGGGCUACGGGCAGCACGGGGCGCUGCCGCACUACGUGCCGCGGGCCAGCAGCGACCUGCUCAUCGGCAAGGAGUCCACCGUCGUCAUCGACUCGGGCGGCCAGUACGAGAGUGAGUAGUACGACGAAGAGUGUGCGUG
This is a messenger RNA of Frankliniella occidentalis (western flower thrips), 1253 nucleotides long. RefSeq names its product xaa-Pro aminopeptidase 1-like. The transcript has 4 exons. The record is from RefSeq and is a predicted model, not a curated record. The coding region runs from base 16 to 1233 and encodes 405 amino acids. Lineage: Eukaryota; Metazoa; Arthropoda; Insecta; Thysanoptera; Thripidae.